This is a messenger RNA of Paramecium pentaurelia, 1569 nucleotides long. NCBI's taxonomy places the organism in Eukaryota, Ciliophora, Oligohymenophorea, Peniculida, Parameciidae. The record is from the annotation of a GenBank genome assembly.
AAUGAAUCAACUGAAAAAACAUAUCUCUGUCAAAUGCAUCAAUUUUAACACUUAAUCUACAAACAGUCGGACUAGAAGUAUCUCAAAUUAGGUUUCCAAGAAUUCAACAGACCGUUCUAGAUCUGUAACUAAAUUAUGCCCUGCUAUUAAGUAGGAUAAUAUAAUAUUAAUUAUUAGAUUACCAGUCACUACUAAAAAUUCAGAGUCGGUCUCUAUAUCAAAUUCAAAACCAGUAUCGAAAUUAGGAAAAGUGAAAAUUGAUCUUGGAAACAAAGCGACAUCUAGAAGUUAGCAAUCAACUUAAAAAUCACGAUCAAAUAGUCAGAUAAGUAAAGAAGAAAGCUUUCCUAAAGUGCUACCUGAUUUUGGUAGAAUGGAGACUGAACUAUUGGAUUGUCAAGAUUUCAUGCUUUAAUUACCUGAAAUUCAGUUUCCAACUACUGAAGAUAUAAUGAAAGAAAGAAUUAUUCUUGCUAAUAGAAUAGCAUAUACUGUUAAAACAAAGAAACGCAUUCCAAUUACAACACCAGAUUUUUAUAAGGUAUCGCAUCUCUAACCUUAGUAAGGUAGCUCUGUUAUGUGAUAGGCAAAGGAGCAUUUGCAAAGGUAUGUUUGGGUAUCCAAAUAUUAACAGGUGCAAAGGUGGCCAUGAAGAUUAUUGAAAAAUCAACACUUAAAACAGAGAGUGCUAAAAAAAGAUUGUUACUAGUAAUUUCUUAUAUUUCUAUUUUAAGGAAAUUACUUUAAUGAAAAUUCUUUCGUAAUAUUAAUAAUUUGCUUCUCUUUUUGAAGUCUUUGAAACAAAAAAAUAAAUUUAUAUUAUUAUGGAAUAUGUUGAAGGAGGUGAUUUGAUGAAAUGGACAAAAGAGAAACCUAUAUCUGAAGGAUAAGCUAAAAAUUUAUUUGGUUAAUUAAUAUUGGCGUUAUAGAUACUUUAAAGUCAUAAUAUAUUACAUAGAGAUAUUAAAUUAGAUAAUAUACUACUUUAAGGAGAAUAAAUAAAGAUUUGUGAUUUUGGAGUGAGUAGACAAAUUAUUAAAGGAUAAAAGAUAUUAGAAUAAUGUGGAACACCUGCUUAUUUAGCACCAGAAGUAAUAUCAAAUAAAACAGGAUAUGAAGGAUUUGCAAGUGAUAUUUGGAGUUCAGGAGUUUUAUUAUACAUUUUACUUGUUGGAAAAGUACCAUUUAAAGGAAAUAAUAUGAAUGAAUUAAAUCAUAAUAUUUAAAAUGGUCUACUUAAUUUUAUGGAAAUGAAGAAAUAUAACUUAUCUAAUGAUGCAGUUGGUAAUUUAUUAUGUAAUACUUAUAUUAGAUCUUAUAAAAUCUAUACUUAAUGUGAAUCCAAAAUUAAGAAUAACAUUAACUGAAAUCUUGAAUCAUUCUUGGCUUAGAGAAUUAAAUUUGAAAUCAAAUAAAGUUUUAAUGUAGAAUUCAAAUUUAGAUUUGAGAGUCAUUUCUUAAAUUGAGUAAUUUGGUUAUUCAAGAGAAUUUAUUAUUAAAAGUUUGUAGAAAUAGACUCUAUGUCAUAUUAAUGCUAUAUAUUCUAUUUUAACAAGAGUUUUAAAAUGA